Messenger RNA from Heteronotia binoei (common prickly gecko), 1017 nucleotides. RefSeq names its product zinc finger protein 436-like. Gene Ontology annotation, cellular component: nucleus. The record is from RefSeq and is a predicted model, not a curated record. Gene Ontology annotation, molecular function: DNA-binding transcription factor activity, RNA polymerase II-specific; RNA polymerase II cis-regulatory region sequence-specific DNA binding. NCBI's taxonomy places the organism in Eukaryota, Metazoa, Chordata, Lepidosauria, Squamata, Gekkonidae. The coding region runs from base 1 to 1017 and encodes 338 amino acids. The transcript is spliced from 5 exons. Gene Ontology annotation, biological process: regulation of transcription by RNA polymerase II.
AUGGAAAAGCAGGACCAAGAAGGACCUGGGACUGGCAAGAGAGCAAGCAAAAGGCUUGGGAGUGCGGUUGAAUUCUGGGAAAGGGCUGAGCCAGAAAUCCCACCUAAGGACACCGUGACCUCAGAUGUACAUUGCCGACACUUCCAGCAGUUCCGCUACGAUGAGGCCGAAGGGCCCCGAGAGAUGUGGGAACCAUCCCGGAAGAGAGGAGCUAUGUUUCUUGAGGUGGAUGGAGCUUCCUGGGAGCAAGCGCAGAGGGCACAGGCCGUGGAGCGUGCCCAAGAUGCCCUCUCCUGUGAGGCUGGGAGCGCAAGAGAGACUUUGGUAGAGGCAAACAGCAGCCUUGCAUCCGAAGAAAGGCUAGAGAGGUGUGGAUCCCAAGAGCAUAUUCCCUUCCGAAAUGAGCUGACGGAGACAGAGGAUGCUCAGAGGAAUGAGGAGGGUGAGGAACUUCAUCAGCAAAUGCCAGAUGGAGUGAGAAGUGAGGACUUGAUAGAAAACAUGAGGCAUCGAGGAAGACCUGUGAGAAAGAAAGGGGGCCAUGUGGCUGAGAAGCAAGAUGGGGAAAAGAACCCACACAGGGAGAAACCUUUUGAAUGCUCAGAGUGUGGAAAGCGAUUCAGUGACAAAUGCGGUCUUAAGCAGCACCAAAGAACCCACACAGGAGAGAAACCUUUUGAAUGCUCUGAGUGUGGAAAGAGAUUCAGUCAGAAUGGCAAUCUUCAACAGCAUCAAAUUAUGCACACUGGGGAGAAACCUUUUGAUUGCUCAGAGUGUGGAAAGAAAUUCAGUCAUCGUGGUGGUCUUCAGUAUCAUCAAAGAACCCACACAGGGGAGAAACCUUUUGAAUGCUUAGAGUGUGGAAAGAGAUUCAGUAUAAAUUCCAGUCUUCAGAAUCACCAAAGAACCCACACAGGGGAGAAACCUUUUGAAUGCUCAGAGUGCGGAAAGAGAUUCAGUAGGAGUAGCAAUCUUCAACAGCAUCUGACAGGGUGUAAGAAAGUGGUUCUGACUUAG